UGAAGGUUUUUUUUUCAGGCUGUGCAGCAGAUCCUCCGAUGCAUUGUAACAUCGCUGAACAACAUAAACUCUUUCACACAAUGUUACAGCAUCUGUAAUGACGUGCUGACUGUCGCGUGUGGGAAUAGAAACUAUCGUCAGGAUCCUGAAAAACAGAGAUGUUGUCUGUACUCUGAUCUGUUGGCAGGCUCUGAGGUCUCAUUAUGCUCCUCUAUCUGCUACUGGCCUUACAAACUAAGGUCAAUGCUCAGAUAGACCCAGCUCAAUGUCGGUAUCCUCUUGGUAUGGAGGAUGGGAGGAUCCAAAACGAUGACAUCACUGCCUCCAGCCAGUGGCAUGAAACCACUGGUCCUCAGUUUGCAAGAUUAAACCGAGAGGAGGGAGAUGGCGCCUGGUGUCCUGCUGGUCAACUGCACCCUUCGGUUGUUCAAUAUCUUCAGGUUGACCUUCGUCAGCUCAUCUUCCUCACCGUGGUUGCUACGCAAGGUCGAUACGCGCGUAACACCGGCAUUGAAUAUGCACGCAAGUACCGUCUGGAGUACAGUCGUGAUGGACACCGCUGGAUACCCUGGAGAAAUCGCUCUGGCAGUGAGAUUAUAAUGGGGAAUAUAAACACGUAUGACACAGUGGUGCGAGAUCUUCAUCCUCCAAUCAUCACUCGUUUCCUUCGUCUGAUUCCCGUCACUGAUGCUGUUCUUACUGUGUGUAUGAGAAUUGAGCUGUUCGGAUGCCUGUGGCAGGAUGGCCUGACAGCCUACAGCUCUCCAGAGGGUCAAAACAUGAUGGCUCCGGGAUAUCCCAACACACCCCUCAAUGACUCAACGUACGAUGGUGCCCUAAUACACAGGAAGCUGUCCCGAGGGUUGGGCCAGCUGACAGAUGGCGUGAUUGGCCAGGAUGAUUUUAUACAGAAGAGGCCGUACAGGCUAUGGCCCGGGUACGAUUAUGUGGGUUGGAGGAAUGACAGUUUGGGACCUGGAUAUGUGGAGAUGGAGUUUGAGUUUGACAGACAAAGGAACUUUACCUCUAUGAAGGUUCACAGUAAUAACAUGUUCAGUCGGGGUGUGAAGAUCUUCUCAUCUGUAUCCUGUGUCUUUAAACUGUACCUCAUCUCUGAGUGGCAACCGGAGCCGGUGGAGUUUCACACCGUCCUGGACGAUCGGAACCCGAGCGCUCGCUACGUGACGAUCCCGUUGAAGCACAGGUCGGCCACGGCUUUGCGCUGUCGCUUCUACUUCGCUGACACUUGGAUGAUGUUCAGCGAGAUCUCAUUCCAGUCUGCUACUAAUGUGCUUCCUACCCAGAAGCCACCAGUGUUGACCCCACCUUCAUAUGAGGUGAACAGCAAAGCACAAAGUACGACACAGAAACCAGAAGAAAAGACAACACCAAAGACCGGCUCACCUGAAGAAGGCAGUACAUCGAUUCUGAUUGGCUGUCUGGUGACUAUUAUUCUCCUAUUGGUGGUGAUCAUCUUCCUAAUUUUGUGGUGCCAGUACGCAUGUAAAGUCCUGGAGAAGGCUCCGAGACGUAUUUUAGACGAGGAUGUGACAGUGCGUCUGUCUUCUAGUAGUGACACUAUAAUCCUGCAAACUCCACCGGUGCCGCCUCGUGUCUCCCUCGACCCACCUUACGAAAGGAUCUUUCUCCUGGACCCCCAGUAUCAAGAUCCAUCUGCGCUACGAAAACUUCCAGAGCUGUCUCAAAGCGCAGAAUCAUCUGCCUGUGGUGGAGGAUAUGCCGAGCCGGAUGUUACUCUGUGCACCCCUCAUCAGUGUUUUCAGAGCAGUGUGCCUCACUACGCCGAAACGGAUAUCAUAAGCCUUCAAGGGGUCACCGGGAGCAACAUGUACGCCGUUCCCGCCCUCACCGUCGACUCUCUCACUCGUAAGGACAUUUCUGUGGCUGAGUUCCCUCGAGAGCGUCUUCUGUUCAGAGAGAAACUGGGAGAAGGCCAGUUCGGGGAGGUGCAUUUGUGCGCAGCCGAGGGUUUGUCAGAGUUUCUGGGAGAAGGCGCCCCGUUACCCGAGCAGGAUGGCAGACCAGUGCUAGUAGCAGUUAAACAGCUCAGAGCUGACGCCACCAGCAAUGCCAGAAAUGACUUCCUGAAGGAGAUAAAAAUCAUGUCGCGUCUCAAUAACCCCAACAUCAUUCAGCUGCUGUGUGUUUGCGUAAGCUCGGACCCUCUCUGCAUGGUGACCGAGUACAUGGAGAACGGGGAUCUCAACAUGUUCCUGUGCCAGCGAGAGAUCGAGAGCACACUUACACAUGCCAACAACAUUCCCUCUGUCAGCAUAGCUGAUCUGUUGCACAUGUCGGUGCAGAUCUCAUCUGGCAUGAAGUAUUUGGCUUCUCUGAACUUUGUGCAUCGCGAUCUUGCCACACGCAACUGUCUCCUCGACCGCCAUCUCACCAUAAAGAUCUCUGACUUUGGCAUGAGCAGAAACCUGUACAGCAGCGAUUACUAUCGUAUACAGGGCCGCGCUGUACUGCCUAUACGCUGGAUGGCCUGGGAAAGCAUCUUGUUGGGCAAGUUCACAACAGCUAGCGAUGUUUGGGCUUUCGGAGUAACUCUUUGGGAAAUCUUCACUCUCUGUAAGGAGCAGCCCUAUAGUCUUCUGUCCGAUGAGCAGGUCAUCGAAAACACAGGAGAGUUUUUCAGAAACCAGGGCAGACAGAUUUUACUCUCCGCACCGCCGCUCUGUCCAUCCUCUCUGUUUGAGAUCAUGAUGCGUUGCUGGAGUCGAGACAUUGCCGACCGGCCCUCAUUUCAUAGUUUGUACCGGGCCCUGCGAACUUUUGCUCCACCCUUAUGACUGACAUCUGCUCUACUUAAACAGCCCGGAGGUAAACUGUGAGCAUGACUAUUGGUCGGGAAGCGUUGCCCUUCCUGUAGAUGGUCAGUGAACUCAAGCAGGAGCUUUAUAGCCACAAUGUAGCGUCGUCAGAACGUUAGGAAUCCAAUGGAGGAGAGAUCCGGAGAUUAUGACGCUUCACAAAAGGCAUUUAUAUGCUCAUCUCCAUUGGGACCCAAAGAGCUUUUUCCAAUCCAUAGACACUUGAGAGGUUUUUUUUUUACUUUCCAUUGUUGAUUACAAUUCUUUUUCUUCUUUUAAUCACAAAUGAUAUUUCUCUUUGUUUUUUUACAAAAGAACAGUGACUCUUGAGCCUACUUUGUAUUUUAGGUGUAAAGAACCAACUGGACGAAUGUUGUAUUUGUCUGAACUGUGGUUGUGUAUUGUUAAGCACUGCUGUCUGUUUUUAUCUCAUUUUUGUCAUUCAUUGUCUUGUCUUGUCUUGUUCUUUAUUUGCCCCCACACUGGAGUUUUUAUGUCUUAUUAUUCUGAAUAUGUGGAUAGUAUGAUAAGAAGUGUUAUGCUUUCUGAAUAUGAAUGUUUUACAGGUUCUUUGGAUUUAGCCGGGUUGGAGACGUUCUCCGCCUGGAUCUAGCAGAACUACUGUAAUGGUAACAUUAAAACCCUUUCAGAGGAGAAACGAGAGGGUUCUAGAGCCAACAAUGGACUGAUGUGCAAUUGAAUGCACUGUUUCUUAACCCCCGAUUUGCCACUUCACUUCAACAUGUGCCUUAAAGGUGUAGAUUUUUAGCGGCAUCUAGCUAUGAGAUUGUGAAUUGCAACCAACUGCUCAGUCCACAGCUCACCUUUCCCUUUCGAAACGCAUAGAGAAAUUAAGAAAGCUGCCACACGACAAACAUGUCAUCGUCUGAGACAAGGUAGUGACGAAAUGCACUCUUUAGAGCUGUUUGUCCCUUUAGGGCUACUGUAGAAAGCGGUGACCCGCGGGGUAUGUAGAUAAAAACGGCUCAUUCUGAGGUAAUAAAAACAAUACAGUUCAUUAUAUAAGGUAUUUUGAUAAUAUAGUUAUGUUUAUUAUAUUUCAUGUCUGUCAAGAGAUCCUCCUAAAAGUUACAUAAUGCACCUUUAAUGCACAGAAUUGUUUUUGCUUUGUCUUAGAGUUAUGUUGAUUAUUAAAGGAAUAUUCCAUUUUCUUAAAAGAAA
This is a messenger RNA of Paramisgurnus dabryanus, 4019 nucleotides long. It is a transcript of the gene ddr2l, whose product is annotated as discoidin domain receptor family, member 2, like. The record is from RefSeq and is a predicted model, not a curated record. Gene Ontology annotation, molecular function: protein tyrosine kinase collagen receptor activity; ATP binding; collagen binding. Gene Ontology annotation, biological process: positive regulation of phosphatidylinositol 3-kinase/protein kinase B signal transduction; cell surface receptor protein tyrosine kinase signaling pathway; positive regulation of neuron projection development. Gene Ontology annotation, cellular component: plasma membrane; signaling receptor complex. NCBI's taxonomy places the organism in Eukaryota, Metazoa, Chordata, Actinopteri, Cypriniformes, Cobitidae.